UAAAUAGUGCGCAGCACAGCUGGCCUCUUGCACUUUUCUUGCCAAUUCAUUAGAGUUGGAAGCUGCCGCGCUUCUUGCAAACAGAAGUGGAAAAUCGCUCUGGACUGUUUACACCAGCCUUUGUCACACUCCAAUGGUACAACUGUGAUUAGCGGGAGAGAGCGCCAUUGCCCUGGCAGCUUUUGCGGACUGGACACUUACAGCCUCUGCAGAAAGAGCCGGGACUCGCUGUGACUGAUAACCCCCAAAUUUCAGCAAGCCAGUCAGGCGCACCAGUCAGGCGCACUUUGCUAACUUCGGACUUUUAUCUCCCUAUAGGAACAGCUUUUUUGUCACACAAUCAGUACAACAUUUGUGUUAUGUGGCUGUAAAGUUGUGUGAGAGAGAAUUAGUGGGACUCACUCACCUCUGUGCCCUUGCGCUGCCCCGCACCCCCUCACCCUGCCACCUCUGCACUUGCCCGCCUCUAACCUGGCGUCUCCCACCUCCAGUGUCUGUGUGGGUCUGUUGGUGCUGAGGCAGCUGAGACGAGAACAGAGUGCAGUGAAAUUUUGUUGUUGGCUUCCCAUGCCCCCCCUCCAUUCUCACCAGCACCCAGCAGCAGUUGCAGAACAGACAGUCACUUCCUGAGCUUCUGAUCUCACAGGACUUUAGAGAUCAGUGAUAAUAAAUAGGCGAGCGUGCGAACAGAACCCACUGCCUAUUGCGAGCAAACACCCUGCCGGGCAGAGAGCUCCAGGGGCACAAGGAACUUGCCUACAGUACUGCCCAACUGCAACUGUCAUCUACACCCAGGGACUUCCAUUACUAACACCCUGCUGUUGUAAUGCUCAUUCCCGUAGACCCCAGCACCAGUAGGCGCUUCACUCCUCCAUCCACCUCCUUCCCCUGCGGAAAGAUGGGCGAGAACAACGGGGCUAUCAAUUCGUCUGGGCCGGGCAGGACGCGGGCAGAGAUCCGGACUGUGGUGGAUGUUUUGGCGGAUCACGCAGGAGAGUUGGUCCGGACGGACAGUCCGAACUUCUUGUGCUCGGUUCUGCCUUCCCAUUGGCGCUGCAACAAGACUCUGCCGGUCGCCUUCAAGGUUGUUGCUCUGGGGGAUGUUCCCGACGGCACCGUAGUCACUGUCAUGGCUGGAAAUGACGAGAAUUAUUCGGCAGAGCUGAGGAAUGCCUCUGCUGUCAUGAAGAACCAAGUAGCCAGAUUUAAUGACCUUAGAUUUGUUGGCAGAAGUGGGAGAGGGAAAAGUUUCACUUUGACAAUCACGGUUUUUACAAGUCCCACACAAGUUGCAACAUACCACAGAGCCAUCAAAGUGACUGUCGAUGGACCACGUGAACCAAGAAGGCACAGACAGAAACUGGAAGAACAAUCAAAGCCAUUUUCUGACCGCUUUAGUGACCUUCGGCAAACAUUUAGGGUCCAGCCUAAUUCAAAUCCAAGGGCCACACUGACCAACACAAAUCCCUUCAGCAGUCAGGCUCAGACCCAGAUACAAGGACCAACUGAUUUAAACCCUUUCACCGAUCCCCGUCAGUUUGAGCGCCCAUUCUCAGCUCUUCCUUCUCUCACAGAGUCGAGGUUUUCAGAUCCUCGUAUGCAUUAUCCAAGCGCCAUGUCAUCUGCAUUCUCAUACACUGCUUCCCCAUCAACAACUGGAAUUGGUGGCAUAAGCAUGACUGGAAUGCCAACUACCACACGUUUCCAUCACACCUAUCUACCCCCUCCCUACCCUGGAUCAUCUCAAAACCAAAGCGGACCAUUCCAGACCAAUGCAUCUCCCUACCAUCUGUACUAUGGUACAUCAUCUGGCUCGUAUCAGUUUUCCAUGGUUGCAGGGGAGCGUUCUCCAUCUAGAAUGCUCUCCUCUUGCACUAGUGUGGCUGGGAAUAACCUAAUCAACCCUAAUUUGGCAAACCAAAGUGAUGGAGUAGAUGCAGAUGGUAGCCAUAGCAAUUCACCCACAGCCAUGACCACUAGUGGAAGAAUGGAUGAGUCGGUCUGGAGACCCUAUUGAGAGACUUUGUGAAUACAGCCAUAUAAUCAUGCUCCCAUGGAAAGUCUUCCAGCAGCAUAUGUGGUCAGGGAUGGAACUAUACAUAUUUUUCAUUAUAUGCAAUGAACAAAACAAAUAAUUAUGAGCUAACAAGGACAUCCUAGGAUCGCCACUUACCAUAAGCAUUAUCAUCUCAACGCCUCAUGUAACGCCUAUUUUCUGCAACAAGAUUUUUGUGUUUUGAAACAUAUGACCACAUGCAAAUGAACUGAAUUUUGCUCUAGUUCCUCAUGUAUAUAUGUCGUCAAGUCUUUUGUUUACAGCUAAAUAAUAUGCAUUGCUUCUAUUAUUAUAUUUCCAAUAGUUUUUAGUAGGGCAUCUCACAUGCCAGAGUGAGAUAUUUUUUUAUUGACAUUUAAUUGUACAAUAUUUGCUGAUAAAGUGCACUCAAAAGUCCAUUACUCAGAUGAUCUUAUUUCAGUCGACCCCCCCCCCCUGUGACUUUUAAUUUAUAGUUUUGUAUAGUUUACAUUAAUGCCAGAAUUUAUCCACCCAAUUUUUCAGUUUUUAAUUAAUUUAAUCUUUUGUGCAUCUAUAUCUUGACAUCAUCUUGCGUGUGUCUACAUCUUGCUCAGAAUUUCAAUGGUGAGCCAUGGUUCAAAAACAAUAGCUGUUGCUCCCGCAUCAGUGGAUAUCAUAAGCUUGCUGACUUACAAUGGCUAGCAAGGUAGUUAAAUUGCAAGCAGGCUCCUAUGUGAAAUGAUAUCACAGUCAUAGCAUGUGCUCUUCCGAAAUAAUUAUCUUCAGGUUUUUCAUUAUGAAAAUGUCAUAUUAAUGUACAUUAUACACAUUUAAUGGUUUUGUACAGGCAGUUCCCAGCAGAUUUUUAACUCUCCUAAGCAUUAUGGCUGUGAAAUCCAUUUAAAAAUUGCUUUUAUGGGCAAUCUACCACUCUUGCUGUGUAACCCAGUAAAAAUAUUUACAGCAUCUGCUAUGUCUUUAAUUGGUUGGCAGCCUAGAUAUUCGUGUGUUGUUCAGUGAUAAUAAUAGCAUGCACCAUGAGGUCUAGGAACCGAUAGCAACCAAUCAGAUAUCAGAGUUUUCCAACAGGGUAACUUGUAUGAUUAGUUGCUAUUGAUUAAUAGAGUGGGUACAAAUGUUGCUCCUUCUGUUACAUUACCACUAUUUAAAUGUUUUGUUUUUACAAAUAGUGGGUGAUACAGUCAUAAACAGUGUUUGAUUUUUUUUCUGCUUUUUGUUGUUUUUUGUGAGCUACUCUAACCUGCAACUCAGAGAUGUCAUGCUGUUGUUGAACUUAAAUGAACAACAUCCCAACAGCCAGCUGGGAGAUGCCAUUUAUCAACAGCUGGUACACUGCAAGUUGGACUUCCCUGGGUUACCUGUUUCCAUUACAGAACUGGUAUCUAAUAAAUGUGAUACAGAAAGAAGCUUAAGUUUAGGCAUGCCUUUGCUAUCUCAGGCCAGCUUCUUUAUAUUAGUACCUAAUCAUUUCUGUCAGUAUCGGACAUUUUAUUGUAAUUUGAGUUUGUUCCACUGUGAGCGAUAAUGUUCUUACAAGUCUCAUGUCAGACUGUCAGAGUCCCAUUACUUCUAUUUAUCUCAAUGUUCUCUGCCCAGUGUUGCAUCUCUGUCUGUCUUACCAUCUAUCUAUCUAUCUAUCUAUCUAUCUAUCUAUCUAUCUAUCUAUCUAUCUAUAUCUAUCUGUCUAUUAUGUAUCAUGCAUUCUUUUAUUUUCCUAUCCUUUUUGCGACUGUAAAUUUAUGGUACCAGCACCCUAAACAUAAUAAUAAUAUGAAAAUUAAUAUAUUGCUUUGAUAGAGUUUAUGGCUGAUUGAUUCUGUUUGUAAAAGAAAAGUAUUUGCUUUGCACUAAUUGUGCUUGUUCUCAGCAUAUUAUAUUUCUGGAAAUAAUUUGCAGGCUGACACCUUCAAAGAAUUGCACUCAUAUGUUUGAAUGCAUUUGCUCUUGGUACAGAAACAAAUGUAUUAAAUGCAGGGACAAUCAUGUAACUUAUUAAAGAAUCGCUGCUUUA
Messenger RNA from Xenopus tropicalis (tropical clawed frog), 4049 nucleotides. RefSeq names its product RUNX family transcription factor 3 (gene runx3). Gene Ontology annotation, biological process: positive regulation of developmental process; DNA-templated transcription; regulation of DNA-templated transcription. Gene Ontology annotation, cellular component: nucleus. The record is from RefSeq and is a predicted model, not a curated record. The transcript is spliced from 5 exons. NCBI's taxonomy places the organism in Eukaryota, Metazoa, Chordata, Amphibia, Anura, Pipidae. The coding region runs from base 827 to 2017 and encodes 396 amino acids. Gene Ontology annotation, molecular function: DNA binding; ATP binding; DNA-binding transcription factor activity.